AUGUAUUUCAUGUCGGCUUUAACACUACUGUCACUCGUCAUCUUAUCAGACGCCAAUAAUUACAAUACAACCCAGUCAACAAUAAGAAGACUCAAGACAUAUCUCCAAGGGGAAACAGAAUCUGCUGGUAUCAGUGUUGACCACACUGAGGGCAGACAGGUGAACAUUAGUAUAUUGCCGAUGUCCAUCUCCAAUCUCAAUGCAGCUGAACAGACUUUCAAAUUUAGUGCUGGUGUCAACAUGAAAUGGAUCGACCAAAAUUUGGCUUGGAACACAACUGAGUAUGAUGGUAUUGAAAACGUGACCAUCUCUGCAGAUUACGUGUGGAUACCUUCUGUUGUCAUCCCUAAUGGUAUCGACAACGUUGUACCGACUUCAGCACAAUCACCAGUCAUUUACAGUGAAGGAGUUGGAAUGCUUCUAUUAUUUGAGAGUUUCAAGACCAGUUGUCAAAUAGACAUCUCUCUGUACCCGUUUGACCAGCAGCGAUGCAGCGUACUCUUCAUGCCUGUCAAUGGGUACACACUAGAAGUAUCUAGGUCGUCUUUUGGCGAGAGGCUACCGUCUUUCUUCAUUGAGAACAGUGAAUGGGAGUUGGUUGAUAUACUUGCCAAAGUGAAAGACGUCGAAAUGACAUCAGUAACCAAUUUUGCAUCGUUUGAGUUUCUUCUGAAACGCAAGAGCAUGUUCUAUAUAGUGAGUAUCAUCUUACCCAUGACUCUUCUCUCUCUGCUCAACGCCUGUGUGUUCCUCCUACCACCUGACUCCGGAGAGAAGAUGUCCUACCUCAUCUCCAUAUUUGUGUCAUAUGCAGUGUUCAUGAACUUCGUCAACGACUCCAUCCCCAAGUCUGGAGACGUGUGUCGACUGUCUGUGUACCUGACCCUCGUUCUUUGCCAGAGCUGCCUGGCUAUCAUCACAGCCAUGGUCACUCUCAAUAAUAUCUGCCUAUUUCAGCCAAAGACGGGUGUACAGCCUGCAGAUGUACAAGUAGAGACGAAAAGCUCUGAACGUCAGUGUGUGAAGUCUGCUCACAACGCCCGUCGAACAGAACGCGUCUUGUUUGGGGUGUUCCUGCUUCUGGCUCUGAUGUCCCUACUGGUGUUUUGUAUGUAG
Messenger RNA from Haliotis rubra (blacklip abalone), 1116 nucleotides. RefSeq names its product acetylcholine receptor subunit delta-like. The coding region runs from base 1 to 1116 and encodes 371 amino acids. NCBI's taxonomy places the organism in Eukaryota, Metazoa, Mollusca, Gastropoda, Lepetellida, Haliotidae. Gene Ontology annotation, cellular component: synapse; membrane; neuron projection. Gene Ontology annotation, biological process: regulation of membrane potential; nervous system process; signal transduction. Gene Ontology annotation, molecular function: neurotransmitter receptor activity; extracellular ligand-gated monoatomic ion channel activity; transmembrane signaling receptor activity. The record is from RefSeq and is a predicted model, not a curated record. The transcript has a single exon.